Magnolia sinica is the source of this 8614-nucleotide messenger RNA. RefSeq lists its product as uncharacterized. Gene Ontology annotation, cellular component: nucleolus. The transcript has 15 exons. Bases 294 to 8354 code for a protein of 2686 amino acids. Lineage: Eukaryota; Viridiplantae; Streptophyta; Magnoliopsida; Magnoliales; Magnoliaceae. The record is from RefSeq and is a predicted model, not a curated record. Gene Ontology annotation, biological process: maturation of 5.8S rRNA from tricistronic rRNA transcript (SSU-rRNA, 5.8S rRNA, LSU-rRNA); maturation of LSU-rRNA from tricistronic rRNA transcript (SSU-rRNA, 5.8S rRNA, LSU-rRNA).
CGGAGGUGGACGGUCUGAAAACCCUAGACGAAAUGGAAGAAGACGAUGAAGAUAUCUGCAUCGAAGACCUUCCAAUGGAGACAAACGGCCAUGAUCUCUCGCCUCUCGACAUGGACGAGCACGAUCGAGCUUGCCUCCACAGAUAACUGUUAAGAGCCUCUUGAAGGCAACAAGGAAUAGACACAGGGGACAAAGACAAAUCAAACUGCUGAAAAGAAGGAGACAAGCCAUCAAAGGAAACAAAAUUAGAGAUGGGAUGUUGAGUAUAAGAGCGUGUACCCUUAUAGAGAGCAAUGGGUAGAUCAUCUUCAUUUGACAGUAUCGGUGAAGACCCAAGAAGACACGUUGAGGCAGGUGACAAUGAUGUUGGAGGUGAAGAAAACUCGAAAGUCUUACUCACGGCUUCGUAUGAUCUAAAACUAAGAGAACUUCUGCGUAAUAUAUGUUCAAUUGAAGUGGCUGUUUAUUCAAGAGCUUCAAAAGAGUUUGUUAGAUUACUAAGAGGCGAUUCAGGUGGCGAACUGCUUUGUCAGUAUGUUCGGGCUUCUCCUUCUUGUAUGGAACUGAUGGAAGUUUGGAAGAUGCGGCAGGGAAAGCCUGGAAUGGCACACGUUUUAUCUUUAAUUUCAGCAAUUUUGGACCACCCAGAUGGUAAAUACCAUAUGGAGGAUCUUGCGAGACUUGCUAUCAGCCGAAGGCUUGAUAAACUUGCCCGCUCAAUUCUCACGACUAAGUUAGAAGAUGUCUAUGCAGAGCUGAACAGCAGAGAGGCAAAGCGCCAGAGUGCUGCUUUGUCACUCAUGGCAGCGGUUGUUAGGCGAGGUGUGGGUUUAGCUUCUGAGGUUGCUAAGAGCUUCAAUUUCAAGCUUGCAAUGUUUCCUAAGCUUGCCGAUGUUCAACCAAUGAAAGGAGGAAAGAAGAUGAAGCAUUCAACGAGACUGUCAUUUAUCGAAUUUGCGAUGUCAUUUUUGGAAGUCGGUAAUCCAAGGCUUUUGAGGUGGAUCCUUCAGCAGAAAGAUAUGUAUUUCGGGGUGCUUCGUGGGCUCAGCAGCGAUGAUGAGAAGACCGUUGUUUAUGUUCUGUCAAAGCUGCGGGAUAAGAUUCUUAGCCCAGAGUUGUUAGUGCCAGUGGGCCUUCGGAGUGUUCUCUUUGGGAGUGUUACUCUCGAGCAAUUAAGUGGCAUUUCUGGAAAUCCGAUUGGGGGCCCUGCUGCCGACAUGGCACAUGAGAUUCUCAUUAUGGUUUGUACUGAUCCAUGUAAUGGGUUAAUGCCAGAUUGGAAGCCUGGCACAAACCCAUUGAGGGGUAAUCCGAAGAGGCUAUUGGGCCUCAUGAAGAAGUUAAAGGCUACAGAAAUUGGACAUCACAAAGACCUUCUUCUGGCCAUUGUAAAUGGGAGGCCAUCACUCUGUUCGGCAUACAUGGAUGAGUUUCCUUACAUUCUUGAACCUCGUCCAACGCGUCUCUGGUUUGCUGCCAUUUCCCUUGCAGCGGACUUGAUUUCCUCUACUAUGGCGCGGCUUUCUUUUGCUUCACUUUGUUCUCAGUUCUGUGAUCUGCCUCUUCUGGAAGGUUUGGAGAUUCAAUGUAUUUUGAAAUGUAUCAUUCCUCGUGCAUUCACUCGGCUGGUAAUCAACAGGGGUUUACUUCACUCUGACUUUCUUGUGAAACAUGGUACCCUGAGGCUUCUUCUGGAGGCACUCAAGGCAUUAGACAAAUUAAUCGGUACUGUAAAUGUUGCACUGGAAAAUAUGCUUGUGGACGGACCUGCAGUUACCAUCCAUUCGGGGCUAUCCAAACUAAAUGGUUCGCUGGGGAUCGGUGAUUUUGGAAAUGUCGACAAGAGUCCCAAUAUUCAUGAAGUUGGCAAGUCUUGUACCUACAAUCUGUCAGUGCAGAAAUGGGUUUCUUUCAAGCAAGAAAUCCAGAAUGAACUAAGAGCAAUGCUGCCUGACCCUCAGGUCCUGUUUAAGUUGCUUUCUUCAUUGAGUCAUGGCCAGUCCAAAACAUCAGAAAUGAGCUUGAAGAGAUGUAGAGCAUCUGAAUAUUUGCCUGAAGUUAAAAGUAGUGAUGGUGUGAAGAAAUUGAGAUCUGAUUCCAUUGACGAAAAUAUUGAUAUUAUCAUUGGUGGGGUAAGUACAGAACAUAGUACUGCUACGCCUGGGGUUUGUGAAAAAGUUAAAGAUAACUUUGUCACAGAAGAAGCGGAUACUGAAAAGGAUCAUAUGAUUGUGGUAGCUGGAAUUUGGGGUUUACACGAGUUCUCUGCGAUUGGCAAUAAACUGAAGGAUGGAGGAACGUACUUCCACUCAAAGUUGCUUGACGUGCUCACUUUAUAUCUGCGAACUUUGCUGUUUGGAUUGGACGGAUCAUUUGACUUCUUUAAGAUUCUCCCCAGUAAUCCCUUAAUCUUACCUAUCAAUGUGCAGCAAUCUCUGUUGUCUCUCUUAAUAGAAUACAUUGGACAAUCUCCUGGAAGCAGUGUUUCCAUAAGGGUCCCUGAUCUGCUGUACAAGCAUUUGCAGUCAUUAAUUAACUUGUUGAUAUAUUCACCAGUUAAAGGCAUUCAAGAUCAAGCAUAUGUCCUGGCACGUGCAGCUAUGUUAAGUACUGGCGCCUUUCACAGAAAUCCCGCAGAAAUUGAUGCGUGGUUCUUAUUCUUACCUGGUUACAACAAAAACAAUUGUUCUGUGAGAAGCAAAGGAGAUGAAGUGUUCCGGGACCUUUCUGCUGCUGUUGUUUCAUUCUUUUGUGAUUCUGUUUCCACUGUGGGAAAUAACUUAUAUAAGCACCUGGAUCAUUUGCGCCGUCUUGUUUCCAAACUAGAAGUUGUUGAAGAUCUUUCUCUUGAUUUUAGCCCUCUCGUUGCCUGUAUCUUACAGAAGUGCCUCAGGUUACUUGAGUCAGACUCUGGAACCUUUAAGUUACCUGAGAGAUCAAUGAUCUCAAUAUAUGUGUGCAAUACAUUAAGUUCUAUCUUGCAGACUCAGGUUGAAGUGGGAUCAUUAUCUUUUCUUAUUGACUUGAUUUUAACUGAGAAACUUGAGGACCUCUGUUUCGGGAAAGAUGGUUCGAGGACUUCCCUUUGUGAAUGGAGGCCGAUUAAAAAUCUACAUCUUUUUGUUCAGAGCAUGUUUCAUCAACAGGCUUGUUGUAGUGUUUAUUCCUGCACAGAAGCGGCUACAAGUGGGGAUAGGCAUUCUAUCUUGAAAAUACUUCAUAAAGUAAAGAAGAUAAAAGAAAGUGGGCAUGUUGAUGGGUUAGAUAAAGUGGCCAUUGCCUUUUCCUCUGCGAUAUUGUGUGCGGAACCUGAUGAUCUGCUAGAAAACUUUCCAUUUCUCAUUACAAUUGCCCAACAACUUCUAGGAGAUAAUAUCUCAUUGCUGUCAUCUAUAUUUUUCCAUGAAAGGAAGCUUCUCUCUGGUGUUGCUAAUCUAUGGCCAGAUAUGUUCUUUUCCAGUCUGGAGAUGGUUGGAACUACAAUCUGCAGUAGCUACCAAAAAGAUGAUGCAUGUUUGCUGAGCACUGAUUUUGGCUCAGCAGACACUUCUGCUGUUGCAUUUAGUCUGUUUUUGAAGCACAUGCCUUUCCAUGCAUUGUUUUCUGCAAUGAUGACCUUUGGAAAUUCUGAUUUGCUGGGCUCCACCAAACUACUAGAUUUGCUUAGAGCUAAGCUGUCUGAAUGUUCGAUGGAUAGCUGCAUUUCUUCACUGCGUCUGGUGCUUUUCUGGGUCCAUCAGGUACAGCUAUCCUUUCGAGCCAAGCCAUCCAACGAAAUGGAGCGGCUGUUGGAGACUUGCUUUAUUCUCACUGAGCAUAUGCUAACCCGCCUUUUGGUAGUCCCAUCUGAUUUUGAUAGCUCAAAAAUGGAUGUAGCGAGUCCCAUGACAACAGGCAUUCAAGAAUUAGCUGAAAUCAUCUUUUGUCAUCCUGCAGUAGCUCUGUCAUUGUCACAUCCUUUUUCUUGUAAUAAGAAGCUUACGAAUGGAGAUUUUGGUGACAGUUUGGAGGGUUUUCUCAGUUUAUCGAAGCAGUGCAUUCAUUCGACGGACCAUCAUAUCUUGCAUCUAUUGAAAAGGGUUGCAGAUUAUAUGCUAUCUGUAGGAAAUGCUCAGAGUUCUAUAUCCAAACUCUUUGAUUCUGUCCACCGACCUGCUCUAAAUGCUUUCAAACUCCUGAUUCGGCAGGCUGUAUUGGUAUUCAAAAACAAAUUUGAUCAGUAUAUUAUGAUGAAAGAUUUGAUUCCUCUUCUCCAGAGCUUCUACAUUUUUCAUGCUUUGAUGUGCUUUGUAUCGCCCUUUGAGUUGCUGGAACUUGUGCAUUGGGUUUUCUGUAAAGCCGAUCAAAAUGAUCGUAUAGGUUGGACAUCUUCAGGGUUUUCUGUUCUCGCUGUUGGAUUUUAUAUUGCUGAUUGUGCUUUUGAUAUUCUGUCCAGUAAUUUGCACCAAAGACACACGGCAACAACAGCAUGCCAUUUAUUUCGGGAAAUGGAGGAUAUAAGUUUUGAUUUCAUGCUUCUUAAAGAAGUUUAUUAUAAGAUCAUCGACUAUGCCAUCUGCUUCAGAUUAGAAUGUGCUGAUUUAUGUUUGUUGAAAGCUGUGAACUCUGUGUACAGCUUGAAAUUUAUGCCACCCAAUACUGCUCUUCUCCCAUUAAGUAUGACAAUUUCAAGGAUGAUAAUCAGCAGCCCUCUCAAAGUGCUUAUUCAUUUCAUCCACAAGACAAGCAAGACAAAAGCAAAAGCAUUGUUUCAACUUACGGAAGUAAGCCCUCUGCAUUUGAGCCUCUUUGGGCAGAUAUUUUUGUACAUUCUAAACAAAGAUUUGCUGGAUGUGGAUAGUGUAGAUGCGGACUACAUAUUGCAACAAAAGGGUGAGGUGUUUUUAAAAAAAUGUAGCUUCACUCUUUCUGAUGAGGAGUUUUUGCUACUCUUGCCUGCUGCUUUGUCAUACUUGACUUCAAUCACGGUAAAAUUCGGAAAGCAGUAUGUGAAACACUUCAGAAGUAUUCCUUUCUUUUAUUCGAGGAUCCUUUUUGACGGUUUCUCAAAUUGGAAGAGCUAUAUCUCUGGUGACACGUUUCAGGAAGAGUACAAUGAAUUUAUACCAAAAUCUAUAGAGGCAUUUCUUAGCAUUUGCACCAGUAGCCUACUUGGAAAAGCAAUCCAUUUGUUGCGGUACUACUUCAGCUUAAAUGGGAACUCAAUGAGUAAUAAGAAACGGAUGAAAAUAUUUAAUUCUGUGUACCCACGUUCCAGCGUGCAUAAUGAGCUGCUAGAUUGUGAUCUCAGUGAGAUUGAUGUUCAGUCUCCUAAACAGUUGUUAAACUUCACAAAUGGCAUUGUUGCGAAGAUAUAUUUAUCAAGGAUGAUAUUGUUUCCUCAUGACAAAACAGUUCAAUUUCCUCCGAUGGCAAUAGAUUUAAGCUUGAAAGAGAUGCCUUUGGAAACAGAAUCUGAUGAUAGACUUGAACUCACAAAACUGAGAUUUAUGAACAUAAUGAUCAGUGCUUUGGAUAAAAUUGUCAAAACAUUUCCUCUAAGACCUGGUGACUCUAAACAUUUGAAUGGUUCAGUCUGCUCUCAGUUCUUCAGAUGCUUGGAAGUCUUCAUUCUCAGAAACAUUGUUGAAAUCUCCAUGGGGAUGCAAAGUGAACUUAUUCAAUUGCAUGCAAUUCCUUUUUUAGAACCAUUUAUCCGUUCAUCUCUUCUGCAUAGGUUUGAGGAUCCUACUACACUGAAAGCACUCAGCGGCAUUCUCGUUUCACUAUCGGAAGGGAAGUUUUCCUCUGGUGAAGUUUUUGAGCUGUUGCUUGCUCAUUCACAAUUUGUCCCUACUAUUCUUUGGAGUGAUUCAACCUCUGAUUCAUCUGGUCUUUCUCAAUCUGGGACGUUUUGGCGCCCUAUAUCCAGCAUUCUGAAAUUGCUUGUCCUCCCUUCUACUAAUCAAAGUGCAGCAUAUGCCAAGAACUUAAGCGAAACAUCAUCCGAACAAUAUUCUUUAUAUGAGAGAAAGUUGGAAGUAAUCAAAUUACUCAGAAUUCUGUAUCGUUUAAAGGCUAAUCAUCACAGUGCUCAUCCUGGAAAACAUGCUUGCAUGAAUUCGAGAGAACUGCUUUCUUUGCUUUUGUCUGGUUAUGGUGCUACUUUGAAUGAAACUGAUUUGGAGAUAUUCCACCUUAUGUAUGAGAUUGAGUCCAUUGAAGGAUCAGAAUGUGGAAGCAUAGCGGAUAUGGAUUAUCUAUGGGGAAGUUCUGCUUUAAAACUUAGAAGGGAACAGAUGCUUGAAAGAUUCCUGUCUUCCAGUAACCUAGCUGAUUGUGAAACAGCUGAAGAUCGUCAGAGAAGGCAAUACAGAGAGAACAUUCCAGUUGACUCCAAGAUAUGCAUUAUGACAGUACUGCACUUUUGCCAUGACAGGGUUUCAUGGACUGGACCCAUGCCCCUGGAGAAGCUCCAACUGGAUCAAUUUGUGGAUUCAUCUGAGCAGACUCCAUCUGCAAGUGCAGGAAGGAUUCAACGAUAUGAUCCUGCUUUUAUCUUGCGCUUCUCAAUUCAUGGUCUGUCGAUGGGUUACAUUGAACCUGUGGAAUUUGCUGGACUAGGCCUACUUGCAGUUGCAUUUGUUAGCCUAUCUUCCCCAGAUGAAGGAAUACGGAAAUUAGGUUACGAGGCCCUUGGCAGAUUUAAGAAAUCCUUGGAGAAUUGUCGAAACAUCAAGGAUGGAUUACGUCUUCGGCUUCUUUUAACAUAUUUGCAAAAUGGGAUAGUGGAGCCUUGGCAGAAAAUUCCUUCCCCGAUGGCUAUUUUUGUUGCGGAAGCAUCCUUCAUUUUGUUGGAUCCUUCACAUGAUCAUUACCAGACCAUUAGUAAAUUUUUAAUGCGUUCUCCUCGAGUUGAUUUAAAGAGUAUUCCAUUAUUUUAUACUUUGUUCGGGAGUAGUUCUGUCCAUUUCAAAACAGAGCGUUUGUGGAUUCUUCGCUUGUUAUAUGCGGGCUUGAAAUUAGACGACGAUGCUCAAAUUUUUAUGAGGAAAUGUCUUCUUGAGCACUUGUUAAGUUUUUAUGUUUCUUCUCUCUCUGACAAUGAAUCGAAAGUUUUGAUUCUUCAGAUAGUGAAGAAGUCUGUUGAAUUUCAUAGGCUAGCAUAUUACCUAGUUGACCAGUGUGGUUUAAUUUCAUGGUUAUCAUCUAUCCUCUCAUUUUCUCGGGCAGAGCUAUUUGGAGAUCACAAGGACUUUUGUUUGACACAGACAACAACUGUUUUAGAGGUUGUCAAUGUUGUUAUUUCCGCGAGAAUACUUGUAGAAUGGCUGCAGAAGUAUGGCCUCGAGCAAUUAUCAGAACUUUCAUUUCAUUUGCAUACUCUCUUUAUAAGCGGGUUGAAGUCACUGAAGGAAAAUGUUGAAUUGGUAAAUUCUAUUUUUGGCGUAUUGGUAUCAACUUUGAGGAUUUCACAAAAAAGAAAGAUAUACCAACCGCAUUUUACCUUAACAGUGGAUGGGCUAUUUCAAAUAUUUCAAGCCGUUGAUGAAUUCAGUGGCAUGAGAUUUGGUCUUACUGCUGAAUUUGGUUUGAAAACCAUACUAAUGAGCACACCACCAGCAAUCAUAUUUCUCGUGGAUAGAGAAAAACUAUCAAAGCUUCUCAUGUGGGCAGUUCCUACUGCUUUACAGGCAUCUCUGCCCAAAGAAUUUGAUCCACAUUUGACAUUGUCAGAGGAACAAAGCGAAGACUCUCUGAUUUCAAAGCUUUUACGCUGGCUGACAGCUUCAGUAAUUCUCGGGAGGGUUUCAAGCAAAUCUAGCAAAACAAGUUUCUCUCUUCCUCGAGAACAAUCAAGAAUAGAAACUUUACAAUCUCUACUGGAACAUGUCAACAAAGGAUGGAUUGAAAGUAGGGAGAAUGUUCGUGGUAUUGACGAGGUAGUAGCUGCUACACUUUUGUACCUACAACAACUUAUUGGAACAAACUGCAGAGUGCUUGCAUCAGUUGUUUCUGCGCUUUGUUUAUUACUCCAUUCUGAUGCUGCCAAUUCAACAGGUCUUGAUGAUGCAUCGGACCCAUUGAAUGAUGAAGACAGCAGUCAUACCCCAUUUCUAUGUUCAAAGAUACGUUGCCCAGUUGAAGCUAAUCCUUCUUGGAGAUGGUCAUACUAUCAGCCAUGGAAGGACCUUUCAUGGGAACAAACAGAUGAACAGAAGAUUGACGAACGUCAUGCUUGCCAGACCCUUCUUAUGAUGUUUUCAAAUGCUCUUGGUGGGAAAGCAUCUGGUCUGCCUGUUUUAUCGCAUCGAGAUGUGGAAAAUUCUGGUUUGUGUAUGUGGGAAAGAGAGAUUAUUCUUAGAAGUGAAUGAUGGCUUUUUAAGGCAAAUCAGAUGGAUUUUUUUUUUCCCUUGAUCCACAUCCAAUGGCCUUGAUUGCUCAGAAUUAUUGACGAUGGAUGAUGGGAUGAUGAUUUGCCUUGUAAUUUUAUUAAAUAGUAAUUAUUUUAUCAAAAAUCAAAAUAUAGUUUUGUAUAGACAGGCAUGUGUUGAAUUGCUUGGGGGUUGGAGGGGCUGUGGAAGUGGAAACUGAUACCCUGAUUGAUUGCAGUGUGAGACGCUUUUAUCAUUUA